This is a messenger RNA of Talaromyces rugulosus, 1170 nucleotides long. RefSeq lists its product as uncharacterized. Gene Ontology annotation, biological process: proton transmembrane transport. The record is from RefSeq and is a predicted model, not a curated record. Lineage: Eukaryota; Fungi; Ascomycota; Eurotiomycetes; Eurotiales; Trichocomaceae. The coding region runs from base 1 to 1170 and encodes 389 amino acids. Gene Ontology annotation, molecular function: proton-transporting ATPase activity, rotational mechanism. Gene Ontology annotation, cellular component: vacuolar proton-transporting V-type ATPase, V1 domain. The transcript has 5 exons.
AUGGCCAAGAACAUCAGAUACCAGCUGCUUUCGCUCCCCACCACCAUUGUUCCGUCCCACCACCACGAUGACGCCCUGGAGACCAUCUCGUCGACCGUGGGCCCCGACGGCGCAGUCUCCUCGUUCCCGAUCCCCGAGUUUAAGAUAGGAACGUUAGACGCCCUCGUGCAGCAGGCGGAGGAGCUGGGAAAGCUGGAGAGCGUGUGCCAGGCCGUCGUCGGCAAGGUGGGCGAUGCGCUCAAGGGCAUCCUCGACGGCGACGAGGACCAGAUACAGCGGAUGAAGACGGUGAAUGACAAACCCGUUGACCAGUAUUUGCGAACGUUUCAAUGGAAUAAAGUCAAGUAUCGUGCGGAUAGGUCGAUUGGCGAGUUGAUUGAUUUGCUGCACAAGGAAGCUGCUAGUAUUGACAGCGAUAUCCGAACCAAAUACUCCCAGUACAAUCAGAUCAAAAAUACGUUGGCGGGACUACAGCGAAAGCAGACUGGAAACCUAUCGACAAAAUCACUGGCCUCCAUUGUCGACCCGCGACAACUUGUCCACGAAUCCGAAUAUCUAGAAUCACACCUGCUAGCAAUCCCAGCCCAGCAAGUGAAAGAAUUCUUCAAGAUCUACGAGACGGUAGCACCCAUGGUUGUCCCACGGUCUGCGAACCUGGUCGCUUCCGACAACGAGUUCAGCCUUUUUGCCGUGACGACGUUCAAGAAGCACAGCCAAGAGUUUGUGCACAAAGCGCGAGAGCACAAGUGGAUACCGCGAGACUUUAAAUACUCCGAGGGCGGCCGCGAGGCAGAAGCCAAGGAAGUCGAGCGAGUUGGAGGCGACGAACGCAAGUUGUGGGGGGAGACUCUGCGGCUUGGUCGCACUGGCUGGAGCGAGGCCGUCAUGGUGUGGAUUCAUGUUCUUGUUCUGAGGGUCUUUGUCGAGACUGUCCUGCGGUAUGGACUGCCUUUGGACUUUGUGUCUGCUAUUGUUCGGGGAACAUCGAAAGGCGCUGAGCGCGCAAAGAGAAACUUGGACGAGAAAUACAACUACCUCGCUGGCAAUGCCUUUGGCCGUGACAAGAAAGGCCGGGUCAAAAAGGAUGAUCCCAACGAUAUGCAAGCGGCCGGAGAGGGCGCAGGAGCGGAAUACACGGCGUACGUGUACUAUGAAUUUGAGUUCGAGUGA